CAUAUGCGCAGGUAUGUGAAUGGAGUAUAAUCCUUGCGAACCUUGAUCACAGACAUAUAUAUCCGGGUCUCUGGGCAAUGUGAAUCUAUUUCUUAUAGCCUAAUCCAGUAAGCCAAAGAGGGAUUGAUUCCCAUCGAACGAAUAUCUCUUUCCCUGAAUCAUGCAUCUCAAGUUAGCGUUGCCUCUCUUCCUCGCCGUUGCUGAGGCCUGGACUCCCCAGUCCAGAGCGGCGGCAAAAGCCAACGGCGAGAAGAUUACCGAGCGAUGGCUUCCAAAUGAUGAUAAAAUCCGCGGCGUCAAUCUCGGCUCGCAGUUCAUAAUCGAACGAUGGAUGGCUGAAGAAUCGUGGAAGAACAUGGGCUGCAGUGCUUACAACGACGAAUGGGCAUGCGUCAAAGGCAUCGGUCAGGACAAAGCCAACGCCGCCUUCAAGAAACACUGGGAGACUUGGAUCACAGAAGAUGACAUCAAGCAGAUUGCAAGUCUUGGUCUCAAUGCCGUUCGCAUCCCUGUUGGAUACUGGAUGUACGAGGAUAUCAUCCAGAAAGGCGAAUACUGGCCCCGCGGCGGCAUCUGGCAUCUUGACCGAAUUGUCGGAUGGUGCAAGAAGCAUGGCAUUUAUGCGGUUAUUGGACUCCACUCUGCUCCUGGUAUUAGCUCGCCGAACGAACAGUUCACCGGCCAUUCCAUCCCCAAUCCUGGAUUCUAUACUGCCGAGAACUAUGAACGAGCCUUCAAGUUUCUCGAGUGGAUGACCAAGCGCAUCCAUACUAAUGGGAACUACACUACUGUUGGCAUGCUCGAGGUCCUGAACGAGCCCGUACGCGCUGGCAAGUGGAAGGCUGAGGCAGAUGACAUGAUCAAGAAUUACUACCCUGGUGCAUACAAGCGCAUCCAGGCCAUGGAGGGUUACCUCAAGGUUCCCAAAGCCGAUCGCUUACACAUCCAAUACAUGGGCAAAAGUUGGGGUGCAGGCGACCCAAGACAAUACCUCCCAGACGACGAUCUCAUCUUCUUCGAUGCCCACCGCUAUCUAUCCUUCGACAACAGAAUCGCCGGUAAUAAGAAAGCAUAUAUCCAAACCGCCUGCAAAGACAACAUGGGCCAGCACGUUUUUGUUGGUGAAUGGUCCCUAUCCGUGAACUCAACUUUGAAGAACACAGAUGAGUUCAAGAUUGAAGGCCAAGAAACAUGGUACAAGGCUUACUGGGCCGCUCAAGCUGAGUCUUUUGAGAAAUCAGAUGGAUGGUUCUUCUGGUCUUGGAAGUGUGACGGAGAUCUUGGCAAGAAGGAUUGGAGAUGGUGUUAUCAAGCUGCUGUUGCUGCCGGUGUUAUUCCCAAGGACGCUAUCGAAUCUCUCUUCACCUAUUUGCUCUCUUGUAUCAACGCUAUGGCCGAUCGCUACGUCACCAUUCACGAGUCCCCCAACGGGCCAGGAGACUCACGACCAACAGCUAUCCAGAUCAUCAAGGAUGAAGGCCUGGAAGGAAAACUGAGCGAUCAAACCGUCUUCAUCACCGGCUGUUCUGCGGGAAUCGGCAUUGAGACCGCGAAAGCGCUGCAUCUCACUGGCGCAACUCUAUAUCUAACGGCUCGAGACCUCGAAAAGGCAAAGUCAGCCUUAGGUGAUCUUGCUGAAAAUGAGCGUGUUCAUCUUCUCGAACUUGAUCUGGAGUCGCUCGAGAGUGUUCGAUCAUGCGCUGCCAAGUUCUUAUCCGAGAGUCCGAAACUCAAUAUCCUUAUCUGCAACGCUGGGGUCAUGUGUACACCAGAAGGACGUACGAAAGAGGGCUUCGAAACACAAUUCGGGACAAAUCAUCUUGCUCAUUUCCUUUUGUUCCAACUCCUUCAACCCUCCCUGGCCAAAGGUGCUACCUCUGAUCGUGCAUCGCGAGUCAUCAUGCUGAGCUCACUUGCCCAUCGUUUCGGCGAAGUGGACUUUGACAACGUCAACAUGGAGGGCUGCUACGAUCCCAACAAGGCGUAUUCUCAAAGCAAGACUGCCAACCUCUGGACAGCUAACGAGAUUGAACGGAGAUAUGCCAGUGAGGGUAUCCAUGCGUGGAGUGUCCAGCCAGGUGGUGUCCUCACAGAUCUGGGCAGACAUUUAUCUGAGGAACAAAAGAGCGGCCUCGCAGUGGAUCCAUAUCUCAAGACAAUUUGGAAGCUUCCAGAUCAAGGUGCUGCUACAAGUGUUUGGGCAGCUGUCGCUCAGGCUUUGGAAGGUCAAGGUGGGAAGUACCUCGAGGACUGUCAAAUCGUCGGGAAGUGGGAUCCUUCCACUCCGCUUUAUGCAAGAGGAUACGGGGAGCAUGCAUGCGAUACUGAAAAGGCGGCAAGAUUAUGGAAUAAGUCUCUGGAGUGGAUUCCGUUCUGCCGAAGUAUCCUCACCUCUCGAGUCAAGGAAAGCAGUCAUGUCUAUGCUGAGGCUAUCCAAAGCCUGAUCGCGGUAAAGUUGCAUCUCACCAUCUCGUAA
Fusarium oxysporum Fo47 is the source of this 2476-nucleotide messenger RNA. Its product is annotated as glycoside hydrolase superfamily. Gene Ontology annotation, molecular function: beta-glucosidase activity. Lineage: Eukaryota; Fungi; Ascomycota; Sordariomycetes; Hypocreales; Nectriaceae. The coding region runs from base 161 to 2476 and encodes 771 amino acids. The record is from RefSeq and is a predicted model, not a curated record. Gene Ontology annotation, cellular component: cell surface; extracellular region. The transcript has 6 exons. Gene Ontology annotation, biological process: glucan catabolic process.